This is a messenger RNA of Lolium rigidum, 1671 nucleotides long. RefSeq names its product putative serpin-Z8. Bases 61 to 1671 code for a protein of 536 amino acids. The transcript is spliced from 4 exons. Gene Ontology annotation, molecular function: serine-type endopeptidase inhibitor activity. The record is from RefSeq and is a predicted model, not a curated record. NCBI's taxonomy places the organism in Eukaryota, Viridiplantae, Streptophyta, Magnoliopsida, Poales, Poaceae.
UUCUCCAUAUGCAUCUUCCUCCCGAACACCGGCAACGGCCUACCAAGCCUUCUGGACGCGAUGGCUUCACGCCCGGGCUUCCUGCACCAACACCUGCCUCGCAAGGAGGUCCUAGUCGGCAACUUACAAGUGCCCAGGUUCAAGUUGUCCUUCCACAGCAGCGUCGUUAGCGUCCUCCGCAAGCUGGGGCUCCUGCUGCCGUUCCACGAAACCAACGAAGACCUGUGCGACAUGACUGAGGACGACGGCUCCAGUCUUCCCCUGGUCCUCUGCGAUGUCGUCCACAAGACAGUCAUCGAGGUGAAUGAGGAAGGCACCGAAGCUGCCGCUGUCACCAUUGCUAGUGCACCGGGCGGGGGCGGAGGGCGGCCACGGCCACCACCGCUUGUUGAUUUCGUUGCUGACCAUCCGUUCGCAUACUUCGUUGUGGAGGAGGAGACCGGCACCGUCGUCUUUGCCGGGCAUGUCCUCGACCCCUCCAGAAAUAUAUUCUACAGUACGUACUUAAUCAACGCGCUUUGUUCGCCGAAGACGAACAGGGCAUCCCGAGCAAGGUCGCCGAAGUUCGGUCCGGGGCCUGCCAUGCAGUCUGCCGGCGGAUCUUCCAGCCAGGGACUGGCCGCGCUCUCCGCCGGCCUCGCGCGACGCCUCGCGGAUGAGCACGCAAACAGCAACCUGGCGGAGGCGUCCACCGUCGACUUUCGCGGCGACCCCAAUGGAGCAGUCGGGUUGAUCAACGCGUGGACGGAGCGCGUCACGAACGGCCUGAUCGACUCCGUGCUAGGCCCGGGUUCGGUGACGCCGCUCACCCGCGUCAUACUCGGCAACGCCGUGUACUUCAAGGGCAAGUGGCUCCAGCCCUUCGACAAGAAGAAGACACAGAACGCUUUGUUCCGCCGUCUGGACGGCGCCGGCGCCGUCGACGUGCCCUUCAUGCGCAGCCGGGAGUCUCAGUACAUCGCCGUACACGACCGAUUCAAGGUGCUCAAGCUCCGGUACAAGAUGGCGGACUACACCAUCCAGCCGAGCCCUUUACUCCACCGCGCCGCCGCACCUUUCAGACGAGCAUCCAGCUACUCCUACAACUACAAUCCUCCCAACUAUGACGACUUGUACAGCCUCGCCGGUCCUCCUCCAUCGGCGCAGCCCUCCAAUGACAACACUAGCAGCUUCCGCACACAGUUCUCCAUGUGCAUCUUCCUCCCGGACGCCGACGACGGCCUACCGAGCCUUCUCGACGCAAUAGCAUCUCGCCCAGGUUUCCUGCACGACCACCUGCCUCGCGAGGAGGUCGAAGUCGGCAAAUUCCAGGUGCCUAGGUUCAAGCUAUCCUUCCACGCCAGCGUCGCUGCCAUCCUCCGCAAGCUCGGCCUCCGCCUGCCGUUCCACGAAACGGCCGACCUCUCUGGCAUGACGGAGGACCACGGCUCCGGCCUCCCCACAUUCCUCAGCGACGUCCUCCACAAGGCACUCAUCGAGGUUAACGAGGAAGGCACCGAGGCAGCAGCCGUCGCCGAAGUUUUCUAUAACGUUGGGUGCGCAGCCAUGUCUUGGCCGCCGCCCCCUCCGGUUGAUUUCGUCGCUGACCAUCCGUUCGCCUACUUCAUUGUGGAGGAGGAGACGGGCGCCGUCGUCUUUGCCGGCCACGUCCUCGACCCCUCCAGAGAGUAG